AUGUUCUGUCUCCGCAGUUGGCUCCCUCUGCUAUUUAUACCCACCAACGCCUCCCCUCUAUUCAUCAUCUCCUUCAUCGCCCUCACCUACAUCAUCCACCGACCAUGCAUCUACUGCUCCGCCCUCCUCCUCAUCCUCUUCGUAUCAUCCUGCCACUGGUCUGAUCGAUGCAUAUUCGAUCUCCGCAGUAACUGGUUCGCCCCGCGCUACAGUUCCGCAUCCGCCGAUAGCUUCGUUUCAGGCAACACCACCAUGGAGGCGCCUUUGCCAGGUGACAGCCUCGCCGGCUUCGUCUUCGAUACCUUCAACUCAACCGCCAAAGCAUUGGCUGGAGCUGCACUAGAAAGUGCACAGCAAAAACUUGGUGUGGAAUCAAGGUCGGAGGAGUGGACUGGCGUGGGUCUGGAAUGGCUGCGCAGUUUGCUGGGUCGGCAGGAGUGGACGCUCCCUUGUGUGGAUGUGAAGGUGCGGUUAUAA
This is a messenger RNA of Penicillium cataractarum, 477 nucleotides long. RefSeq lists its product as uncharacterized. Lineage: Eukaryota; Fungi; Ascomycota; Eurotiomycetes; Eurotiales; Aspergillaceae. The record is from RefSeq and is a predicted model, not a curated record. The transcript is spliced from 2 exons. The coding region runs from base 1 to 477 and encodes 158 amino acids.